AUGUCUUGUUUAUAAAGAGGUUAUGUGUUUAUUUUCAUCAACAAAUUUUGUUCCUUCAGACGCUCGAAUAUAUUUUGUCCAAUAAUACAAUAUUUUUCCGUUAUUAAUGUAUAUAUGCUUCAGCUUUUUUAAAAAGUAUCUUAUUUUUUCUUGUACUAAAUGCAGCCUAUAUUAUUCCAUUAAAUUCAAUAUUUGAGGCAAAUUCUCAUAAUUUAAUCAAAAGGUUGCUUAUUGAAACACAAUUUUGGAGUUGUACUUCAUAAUCUAAUUUAUGAGUAACUUUCGUCAGCAUCACUACAUUUUAGCUGCUUCUAUGAUAUAUUUUAUUUGGACUUGCAGCUUUGUGGCCAUUCGAUUCAUUGUUCAAAAAUAGAUAUGUUCAUUGAUUGGAUGAUAUAAUUAAAUUAUUCAACUAAUGUCUGA
Messenger RNA from Paramecium tetraurelia, 423 nucleotides. RefSeq lists its product as uncharacterized. Lineage: Eukaryota; Ciliophora; Oligohymenophorea; Peniculida; Parameciidae. The transcript has a single exon. The record is from RefSeq and is a predicted model, not a curated record.